Molecule: messenger RNA, 610 nt
Organism: Dalotia coriaria
Lineage: Eukaryota; Metazoa; Arthropoda; Insecta; Coleoptera; Staphylinidae
Gene: RpL27
Product: ribosomal protein L27
Exons: 3
Coding region: 151-558 (135 amino acids)
Biological process (GO): translation
Cellular component (GO): ribosome; cytosolic large ribosomal subunit
Molecular function (GO): structural constituent of ribosome
Source: RefSeq, a predicted model, not a curated record
UUUGCGCAACACGCUUUCGAAUAAUUUGAAUAUGAGUGACUAGUACAAGUUUAUGCCGUUUGGCGCUGGUGUCAGUCAGAUGGCCGGUGAGGAGGUAGGGUUGGCAGCACUGCCGCCGAGUCUUUUCUGCCAUCAUAACACACGACCAAGAUGGGUAAGAUUAUGAAAGCGGGCAAAGUCGUGCUGGUCCUCAGUGGCCGGUACGCUGGCCGCAAGGCUAUCGUAAUGACGAAUUACGACAAUGGCACGUCCGAUAAACAGUACGGGCACGCGCUCGUCACUGGCAUCGACCGUUAUCCACGCAAGGUGCACAAACGCAUGGGCAAAGUCAAGAUUCACAAGCGUUCCAAGAUCAAGCCUUUCAUUAAGGUCCUGAAUUACAAUCACCUGAUGCCCACCCGUUACACGGUCGAUCUGGCGUCAGAGAUGAAGAUCCAGCCUAAGGAUCUGAAGGACCCAAUGAAGCGCAAGAAGGUACGCUUCCAGACGCGUGUUAAACUCGAGGAAAGGUACAAGUCUGGCAAGAACAAGUGGUUCUUCCAGAAGCUGCGAUUCUAGAUUAUUCGUGUCCCUUUACAUAUAAAUUAAAAUAAAAAAAAGAAAAUCCGAA